AUGUUUUAUUCUGAGGAUAAUGAAAGUUCUGAGAGCGACGCGACUGUGAAUGAGGAUUGUGCCUCUGACAUUGAUGACAUCAUUGUUGAUAAUGAAAGUGUUGAGAGCGACGUAAGGGCCAAUGAGGAUUGUGGUUCUGACAAUGACAUCAAUUCAAAUGAUGAAACAGAUGAGCAAGAAUCUGAUAAAGAUGCAGAUGCACAAGAUAUAGACAUGCAAGAUACUGAAGAUGAAAGUACUGAUGAAGAAACUGAUGCAAUUCAAGGUUUUCGUGAUGAUGAUGAUGAUCCUCUUUUCCCGGGGUCAUGUGUUACUAAGUCUCAGGGUUUACUUGUGUUGUUAGCAUUUGUAUUAAAACAACGGUUGACUCAAACUGGUAUCCAAGAACUUCUAGAUAUGCUUAAUAUUUUAUUCGGUGGCAUCUUCCCAUCAUCAAAGUGUUUGUUUUUCAAGAACUUUACAGACUACAAGGAAGUUAUCAAAAUGCAUUUUUUUUGUGAGAAAUGUCUUACCUACAUUGGAGACGAGGAUCAUUGUGCAGAGGUUAAAACUUGUCCGGAUUGUAGAGAGAACGUUACCACAAAUGUGAAAAAGGGAUGUUUUUUUCUUUCAUUUUCUGUCAGAGAACAGAUAAAGCAAAAACUUGAAGAUGGUCUCAUUAAUGACGUCGUUGAUAGAAAUUCUGUAAUAGAUGAUGGCAUAUUAAGAGAUAUCACAUCUGGUCAAAAGUACAGAGAACUUUGUGAAAGUGCACAUCUUGGACCAAAUGACCUAACCCUUCAGUGGAAUUGUGAUGGAGCACCUGUAUUCAAAUCUAGUGGAUAUUCAGUAUGGCCAGUACAUUGCCUCGUUGAUGAGUUGCCUCCAAGAAUCAGAAAAAAAAACACAGGUUGCUAACAACAUUGUGGUUUGGACCAUCCAAACCCCGACCGGACACAUACUUGAAGGUAUUUGUUGAGGAAAUGCAACAACUAGAAUUAGAUGGUAUGGUUUGGAGAAAUGGUAAUGCACAAACAUGUUCUAGACUGGUAACAGCAGUAUGUAUCGCAGAUACAAUUUGCCGACCAAUGAUUCGAAACUGUGUUCAAUUUAACGGAAAUUGGGGAUGUGAUUGGUGCUACCAUAAAGGUAUUUGCAAUCCAAGGGGAAGAGGACACAAUAGAGUGUAUCCUCAUGGACAGCAUAUGUCUCGUAAUGCUGUUGCCCAUCAAGACCAUGCAUUUCGGGCGUUAGAGAGCAGACAGAGAGUUUUUGGAGUAUCUGGCCCCUCAAUGUUAAUGCUACUUCCACACUUCGACAUUAUACAGGGAUUUGCUCCAGAUUACAUGCUCACGGUUCUGCUGGGAGUAUGUAGACAGUUUGCCACAUUGUGGUUUGAUUCUACAUACUAUCAGUCUCCCUGGUAUAUUGGAAAGAGCAUAAAAUGUCUGGAUAAGCGACUACUAAGUCUAUCACCACCAUCAGAAAUAACAAGGCGCCCCAGAUCACUAAAAUUAAGAAAAUACUUCAAGGCCAAUGAAUGGAGGGCGUUCCUGCUGUACUACAAUGUAAUAUUAGAGGGUAUUUUGCCGCCAGAAUACACACAGCACUGGAAAUUACUCAUAACUGCCAUACAUUGCCUGUUACAAUUAAGAUGCCAUCUCAAACGAUAUGAUAGAGCAAGCAGAGCGGUACCUGAUAAAGUUUGUUAGAAAGACUGAAACACUGUAUGAUUUACAACAUGUUUCAUUCAACAUCCACCAGCUGGAACAUUUGCCCAACUCUGUAAGAAGAUGGGGACCUCUAUGGGCAGCGUCUGGCUUCAUCUAUGAAGAUCAAAAUGGUGUCUUGCAGAACAAAGGGACGUAAUAUGUACCUCAACAGAUGUACAGGCAUUUUGUACUAAAGCAUAGUCUUCCAUCUGAAGCAAAAAAAAAGGAUGGUAGGGGCAAAAAAAAGUAGUAAAAGAUCUGUAUGCCAAGCUAACAACAACAGAAAAAUUUCCACGCAGUCAUGUUCUUAUUACACAUGAUGUUGUAGUCUGUGGAUUGCCAGUACAGUAUAAGAACCUCAUGCCUGCAGAGCAAAUAGCUGUUGAAGAAUGUGUUGGGAAUGUCAAUUGUCGGAAAGUAGAAGUCUACAAGAGGUUCAUAGUCAAUCACACAAUGUACCACACUGCAGAAUAUAAACGAGUGUCAAAAACAUGCAAUACAUCCUUUGUUUCUAUUACAGGCUCAUAUUGGGAUAUUGAAAUUUUAUAUCACUAAAAACAUGUUGCCAUACUAAUUGUUGUUGCCCAAAUAGUCAACAUAAUUAUAUCAAUCAGGUGGAUAAACAGAAUCAUCUUAGAGCAUUCAAAGUUGAUGAAAUUAAAAGAAAAGGAGUAAAGAUGAUAGUUGAAGGGAAAGUAUAUAUGUCUGCAUUGGCAAAUAAUUAUGAAUUUGACUAAUUAACGUACAGUAGCACGUCACUGAUGAUUAUGCAUACAAGUUCUUAAUUUGAAACAAAAUGACUAAUUGUAUAUAAAAAUAUAUACAGUAUACUGUAAGGCAAUGAAGAUAAAGUAAACUACAGUACUAUAAGGUUUAUUUAUGUAUAACCUU
Anneissia japonica is the source of this 2582-nucleotide messenger RNA. RefSeq lists its product as uncharacterized. The record is from RefSeq and is a predicted model, not a curated record. Lineage: Eukaryota; Metazoa; Echinodermata; Crinoidea; Comatulida; Comatulidae. The transcript is spliced from 4 exons. The coding region runs from base 1 to 897 and encodes 298 amino acids.